AUUGGACUCUUUCUUAUCCACUACUUCCAAAUACAAUAAUAAUCUUUUUAGACUUUAAUAAUAUGAGACCUACGAUGAUAUUAUUUUAUAUUUGUUUCAUUACAAUUGUCUUGUCCCGAUUGGCCUUGGCUGAACAGUUUACUCUUCAAAUUGAAACUGAUCUUAAAAUAAUUCAAAGCACUAGUUUUAAAAAUGGAUCUAUCUUAUUAAGUUUAACCAAACUUGAAACUGAAAAUUGUAAGGUGCAAAAUUUAUCUUUUAUUAUAAUUCCUACUAAUGAUCGGUCACCAAUAAAUACUGUAACCCAUUAUAUUCCUGCGGAAAAUUUUUGUUUUAAUUCAACUAUUGGAAUGAAUACUAUUCCUCCGAUGGAAAGUUCAUGUAAUGUCAAUCCUUAUGGAUUUGGAUGUAAUGUUAAUUGUGACAAAAAUCCAAAACACUUGGAAUGUGAAGUAAUUCCAAUAUGCGACGGAACUGACGGAGCGGGUAAAAAACCUGUUGUUCCUGGGUGUAAUGGUGCGGCAUUGGACUGCGCGAAAUAUCCAACAGCUCCCAAUUGUUUACCGAAUUGUACUGAAACAUCUGGAACACCUGGAUGUCCGUUGGAUUGUGUGAAAUAUCCAGGCGCUUUAGCAUGUGUACCAAAUUGUUCUAAUAAACCGUAUUUACCUGGAUGUAAUGAUUGUAUUUAUAAUCCAAAUGCUUCAGGGUGUAAUGUAUGCGGCGAACCAAAUUCACAAAAGAUAUGGAGAUGUCAAUUUGGAUAUUGCGAUAGUAAUCCUAAUGCACCAGAAUGCAGAUUAAUUAAGGAUAAAAUAAAUUUUCAUACCAAUUCGAAUAAUAUUAUUAUUACAUCAUAUUAUUGUAACCUUUUAUUAAAUGGUGACACUUGUUUUAGUUUAAUCGGAGUGGAAACAAAUAAAAAGAUGAAAUUUCUCAACAAUUUGAGUAAACGUACAUUCGAGGAAUCAUGCGAAAAUGAACUUAUAAAUUUGAUAGUAGUUUAGAAAAAAUAGGAGAAGGACAAAUAUACCCCCCGGUUUCUAUAUACACAUUUAACUCGUAUCUUACAAACGUAUUCGCAAUAGAAGAUGG
Rhizophagus irregularis DAOM 181602=DAOM 197198 is the source of this 1095-nucleotide messenger RNA. The record is from RefSeq and is a predicted model, not a curated record. Lineage: Eukaryota; Fungi; Glomeromycota; Glomeromycetes; Glomerales; Glomeraceae.